Molecule: messenger RNA, 3219 nt
Organism: Rhineura floridana
Lineage: Eukaryota; Metazoa; Chordata; Lepidosauria; Squamata; Rhineuridae
Product: protein HEG homolog 1-like
Exons: 12
Coding region: 46-1320 (424 amino acids)
Source: RefSeq, a predicted model, not a curated record
CCUUUGCCCCACUGCCGGGCGAAUUUGUUCCCCUCGGCUGGGAGGAUGCGGGGAGGCUUCUGCCUUGGCCUUGCCCUCCUGCAGGUGGGGCUGGGGGCCAGCUGGGGGCUCCGGGCAGAGCACAGUACUGGCAACCGGUCAGCAGGACUGGAUCACCACCCUCCCAGCCCUGCAACCUGGACCACACACCUCACUGUGCCAGCAGCCAGUGGGGGCAAUGCAGAUGCCGCAAAAGAGCCGCUGGAACCCCCCACGUGUAGGGGAGAGGAGGACUGCCCCCCCUGGAGCAGGUGUGAGGACCACACUGGCCGCCGCUCCUGCCGCUGUGGGCUGGGCUACCAUCUCAGCCCCGCCCUGGGCUGUGUGCCAGUCCGGGCCUUUCCUGGCCUGCUGGUGCUUCAGGACUUGGGAAGCCCCGGCCAGGUCUUGCUGGGCAUUACAACCCCGGAGGAGUCGCAGCUGUCCUGGGUCAUCGCCAGCCAGGUCCAAAACUUGUUCCAGCACAUCCUGAGGCACCUUGAUGGUUACCUGGGCUCAUCCACCCGAGACCUGAAGUGGUCGAGUGGGGAAGUGAUCAUCUUGCACCACUUCUCAGCUUGGGUGCCCGUCACGGCCCAGCAGGUGAAAGAGGCCAUCUCUGCGUUUCAGAGGCAGUGCCACAAUGGCAGCCACGUGGGCACCCCAGCCUGUGCUCUCCUGCGCCGGAUGGGCACCUACCAGAGCCUGAGUCUCUGCCAGUUUGACAUCUGUGACUCCAUGUCCACCACCUGCUCCUUCCAAGAUGGCCUCGUACAAUGUGCCUGCCGGCCUGGCUAUCUCCACGCACACCCCACAGAUCGCACCUGCACAGCAUGUGACAGUGGAUUCUGGCUACAGAACAGCACCUGUGCCAGGUGUCCGUUUGGCUUCAGUGGGGCUGGCUGUCAGGAGCCCUUCCUGCUGGCUUUGGUGGUCGUCUCCUGCGUGGCCGGCCUCCUCCUCCUCCUCCUCCUCCUCCUCACCACUGUGUCUCUUUCAGGAAGAGCGCGAGCCCCCGAGGAGAGCCUGCAGGGGAACCCGGAGCCCCCGCACCUUCCUCUGAGCGCCUCGACCUGGAGCCUGCCUCGCGUGCGGCCCCCUUGGACUGCGGGAGAGGGAGAGCUGGGCCGCCGCCCCCCCUUGACCCUCUGGAGCUCGGACGUGGGACAACGGCCAGCAGACACCCCCAGGAUGAACACGUUCCUGGGCUCCCCACCCUCUUCCCCACAGCCGCUUGGAGGGUGUAGCAACCUUGUCUUUGUCAGUGAUGCAGAGGAGUGGGGCAGGAGAAGCUAUUUCUGAAGAAGAUGGGAUCCUGCCUUGCCCACUGGGGCUCACUCAGGACCUUUGGUUACAUUGGGGGGGGGGAGAGCAAAGCCAGGAUCACCUCUGUCUCCCUGGCCCCUUCCCUCCACUUUCCCAUGUGGGAAUGACUUCUGCCACAAUCUGUGGGGUAUUGAGAGCAGUGUGGUUCUUCCUGUGGGAAAUCUAGGGGGUUGGCAUUGGGGGGAGGGGGCAGACUGGCCCAGGGGUGCCACCUGCAUGGGCAGUUUGUUGAUGCUCAGUGCGCUUCAAGCCUGUGGAGUUUUCAGGCUCCCAAACCUGAGUCUAGCGGAGAAGCAGCAGUCGGGGGGGGGGGGGUUUCAAGAGUUUUCUAUUUCCUCGCAUCAUGGCUGCCAUUCCUGUUCUUGGCAGAGGCAUCCCACUUUGCUCCCCAACGCAGAAAAUCUAAAAAGUGUUGUUGUUGCUCCCACCACCUCACUGGUAGAAAUACUAUCUUUUCAUUAGAGCCAAGAGUUUCCUUUUUUUUUUACACUGUGAUUGCAUUCUGAGGUGCACUAGAAUCCCCCCAUUCUGCCUCUAAGCCAGGGCCCUGGAAGUGCAGUUGUGAGAUGAUGUUCUGGGGCUUUAGGGCAAGGUGGUGCUUGCAUCCUCAAGGCCCCCCUCGGUCCCCUUUGCAGAGAGACAGGCAGGCUGGCAGGGAGGAGAGUCUUGUGUAGUUCCUGCAGCCAAGGGUUGCAUUUGUGAACCCAGCCAGGGGUUGAAGUGGGAGUCAGUCACGCCUCUAAGAAGUUACAAAACCCAAGAUCCAAAGUCCAAAUACCAGGUCCUUGACCUUCGCCGUCUGUUAUGGGUAUUUGCCAAUCCCAUCUCCUGUGAAUCUGCACUGAUAGCUCCUUUAAGGUGCCCUGGGAUGCUCACCUGAUAAGAGAGUGGCGUGUUUUUAAAAUGGAAAUGGACUGCCUUCAAGUCGAUCCUGAUUUAUGGCAACCCUAUGAGCAGGGUUUUCAUGGCAAGUGGUGUUCAGAGGGGGUUCACCAUUGCCUCCCUCUGAGGCUGAGAGGCAGUGACUGGCCCAAGGUCACCCAGGGAGCUUCAUGGCUGUGUGGGGAUUCGAACCCUAGUCUCCCAGGUCGUAGUCCAGCACUCUAAACCACUACAAUGCAGCUGUUUUCAGGCUUUCUACUUUCUACAAGGUUCUGGUUGCUGAGGGCCAUCUGGAUGUUGGCAGAGGAGCUGGGCCAAGCUCAAAGCUGAAGGUUGAAGGGCCUUCCUCACUAUAUGCAUAGCUGCAUUUUUCUUGCCCUGGGCAGUUUGUUUUUGAUGUGUGAUUUCCCCCCAAAAAACAAAAGCAGCCUUUGAACCUGCAGUUGAAAAUGAUGGGGGGGGGGUCCUUAACCUUUUCCUGUUUGUCCACUUAAAUUACCCCCUAAACUGUGUGAUCUUGAGUGGAUAAAUGGCAGGAGAGAGGAACCUAACCAGUCCUUGCACUUAUGCGCACACGCAUGCGUGCACACACAAACACCUACCUACCUACCUCUCUUCACUGUCAGGCUCUGAGGCUGUCUUUCCUUAGAAAAGAAACACGCACCAACUCACUGUAGCAAAAAAUGUGCAACUGCAUGUACCACAUGGAUCUUAGUCCUUGGGUUGCACAGAUGUCACCCAGGGCCUUGGGCUUGAACUCUCAUCCAACAUGAGGUGCAUUUAGAAGACCCCCAGUGUGUAAGGGGAGACUAGCGGGGGCUGUUUUUUGUCUCUGGGUACACUGGAACCUAAAGAAUUGCUGGGCAUUUUUAAUUGAAAGUCCCUUUGUCAUUUAUUCUUAUGUUCUUGCACUGCAGAAUAUUUUAGAUAAUUAUUUCUAUAAAAUAGUAGGCAUAAAUAAAAUGUUUGGUUUGUCAGUGUGUGAAAAACACA